UCGCGGAAGUUAUUUGAAAAUCAGCUUUCAGUUUCUUGGAGAGAUUUAAAAUUGUCAGCAAACGUCGAUGUAAGAAUCAAGCAAGGGUCUCUUAAAGGAAACAAGCAUACGGUGAUUUUGUUCGAAGCAGGGUCUACUUGAUAGCAGAUUGAUUGCUCGUCCUGUGCGCUUUGAUCGACUUCAGUACACGCAGCGAAAGAUUCUUCACAGCCUGAUGAAGCCAAAGUGUUUUUUUUUCCUGGUCCUCCUGGGUUUUGGUCUCACCGUAUCUUGUCUUGAUGAGUCAAACGUCAAGAGUUACUAUGUGGAGAGGAGGAAAGGCAACCAUCCCGACCUCUUUGUUGUAGACAUGACAAGUGGUAGUCGGUGUGUGAGCUGCAGCUCGUUAAAUGCAUUUCAUCAACCAACGUUAUGGUUUCAAAGCCCCUGUGUUUGUGCCUGUUCGUCGGACAAUUCUACUUUUAUUCCGUCGUUGAGAUUUUGUAUAAGCAGAAAGACAUUGCCAGCAAAUUUUACAGAUUGUCCAAGUAAGAGAUAUGAAAAUGUAGCUUAUGGAGAACCCUUGAACUUCCCAGUUGACCUUCACAUGAAAGGAAACUGGAAAACAUCCUACAGUUCAAGCAAGUCUUGCAAACUCUAUGGCUACUAUUUGGAUUACACUGGUUUUCAGGUUAGAUGGAGAAAAAUUAAUGUCAGCGUCUUCCAACUAAUAAAGGAAGGAGGUACUGGGAAGACAUUUAGUAUUCAGAAGCUAGUGUCACGAGACCUGUUUUUCAUAUUUCGUAUUGUACACGAGGUUUUCUGCUUUGGAUUAAAAACAGUUCUUCCGCCAUCUUGA
This is a messenger RNA of Stylophora pistillata, 838 nucleotides long. RefSeq lists its product as uncharacterized. NCBI's taxonomy places the organism in Eukaryota, Metazoa, Cnidaria, Anthozoa, Scleractinia, Pocilloporidae. The record is from RefSeq and is a predicted model, not a curated record.